Molecule: messenger RNA, 3510 nt
Organism: Ilyonectria robusta
Lineage: Eukaryota; Fungi; Ascomycota; Sordariomycetes; Hypocreales; Nectriaceae
Exons: 3
Coding region: 1-3510 (1169 amino acids)
Biological process (GO): intracellular sterol transport
Cellular component (GO): endoplasmic reticulum membrane; plasma membrane; cortical endoplasmic reticulum
Molecular function (GO): sterol binding; sterol transfer activity
Source: RefSeq, a predicted model, not a curated record
AUGGAAAACAACAACGGGCUGAACAAGCUCCUCCCCAAGUCCAUAUCCUCCAAGCGCCUCCGAAAGAAACAAGAGCGAGACGCGGAGGCGCCGGGCCAGGACGACGAUGUCCGCGGCCGUGCGAAGGAGAGUCGCGAGACGCUGGCAAGCACACUCUCAACCAACCUAGCCGACGACGAAGAAUCCAGAAGCUAUGGCUCGUACGAAUCCGAUCCCGAACCGGCCUCUUCUAGAUCCCUACCACGAGCGGCCACCCUUUCAACCCAUCCAUCCCAGAUCGGCUACCUAACGACAUCCUCCCCCAUCAUCCAAGCGGGCCAUUUUGUCGAAGUUACAUCUCCAGCCACCGACGUCGACUCCAACAGCAGUGCGUCCAAGUCUUCGACUUUCCCAUCCAAACGAUCCGUCUCGAUCGAGUCCAAGGAACCCAAGGAACUCCGGGUCCGUCGGAGCAAGACAAGCUUGCUACCUCCCCACAACCCCAAACGCCGGUCACCGUCGCCCGGGGGCAAGUUCAAGGGGAUAUUCAAGGGGAAGAAGAGCACCAACUCCAGCCCUGAACGACAGCUGCCUGACGACUCUCACCCACCGCCUAAGUCCGGCAAGCAACAGGCCACCCCAAGCGCGGACCCCAAUCACCCGAAAGUCCCGCCAAUAAUCGAGCCACCUGCACCAGCCAAAGUUGCUCCCUCCGACAAGCGGUCGAGAGUGCAGCCAAAGGUCGACACAGCACUCCCUCCUCGAACUCCGCCGACCGGGGAUAAACCUGCCCCCGUCAUCGUCAACACGCCGCCGACGCCCACCGAGUUCGCCCACUCGUCGGCACAAUCGUCCCCUGACCGGAAGUCAUUCUGGAACGCUCCGGGGCCUGGCUCGAGCACAAAUGGCACUUCCCCUUCGCGGAAUAUGAAUGCGCACCGAAGGAGUCGAUCAGGAUCUGUCAACAUCGGCCCCAGCAAGCUAUCCAACAUCGUCUCGGCUCCUCUGUCGCCAACCCCAGAGACUGGUGAGACGACCGCAAGCGCAACUCCCACAACAGGCUUCUUCUCGUCUAUGAUAUCCGUUGCUCAGAACGCCGCAAGCACCUUCAGCAACAUCCAGAACACCGGUAUUGGCCUUGGUGCCAAUAAAGGAAAGACCCCGACUCCCAAAACUCAAGAUCUAUCAGAGCCUAGUGAGACAGAGGGUCAGGCUGAAUCAACACCUGUACCUACCAUUACGCGAGCACACACUUCGAUGGAAGGCCCCAAGGAUCACAGGCAAUCCGCAGUGCAAACCCUCGGUGCUGGUGAGCUAAGCCUUAGCCAACUCGGUCUCGGCGAACCUCCCAGCUCCGUUGGCACCCCGAUGAGUAACAGAUUCCCCGACAUGGUCGAUACACGGGCCCGAUCCGAGUCGGCACCGGUCGACUCGCCGGUAACCCCAGUGGAACUCGUCCCUGACGAUAUGUUCAGUCGGCCUAGGUCGCUGUAUGAAGCCAGUGGCGACCGAACCCCCCCGCCCCCUGACUUCGUCGACAAGACCAACGGAGUGCAACGAACGUCAAGUCUCCGAAGUGCCCUGAAGCAGCCUCACAGAAAGCGCGGCAGCUCUGUUACCACUGGUAAUACCAUAGGGGCAGCCAUCGUAGCCGCUAACAGCUCGUUGGCUCAUCCGAACAUCAGUGUCCCCAAGCUGACCGGCUUCGCCAUCGCCAGCAAAAAGAGAAAUCGCGAUUUCCAUGAUUUAUUCAAGAGCGUGCCUGAUGAUGACUACCUUAUUGAGGACUAUAGCUGUGCCUUGCAGAGGGAGAUUCUCGCGCAUGGCCGGCUCUACGUCUCAGAAGGUCACCUAUGCUUCAGCAGCAAUAUUUUUGGAUGGACCACUACGCUUGUUAUGAGCUUCGACGAGAUAGUUUCGGUCGAGAAGCGUAGCACAGCGCUCGUCUUCAAAAAUGGCCUGAUGGUAACAACACUACAUGCGAAGCACAUCUUCGCCAGCUUUACAAGCCGAGAUGCUACCUACGACCUGAUUGUCAACAUCUGGAAGCUGGGUCAUCCGACGUUGAAGAGUACUCUCAAUGGAGUCCGGUUAGAGGGGACUGGCGGCGAUAAGACGGAGAAGGUUGAUGCCGAGCCGCCGGGCGUCGAGGAGGAUCACGCCGGUUCCGAUUCAGAUGAUGAGAGCGACGGCGAAGACGAUGAGGAAGAAUACUACGAUGAAGACAUCCACGAGGAGAUGCACAAUGCCAGUCUCAACGAAGGCAACGGCGGCGAGGGAGAAGCGGAGAAAUCUGCAUCAAGAAAGGCGUCUGGAGUAGCUCCAGCAAACGGCGGCACGUCGGAGGAUGCCCCAGCUACUUCAGGAACUUCUGCAGAUUUCCCAGGUCCAGCCGCGCAUGCGCCGACAGACUGCGGCGAUUCGGCAACACAUUACGACAGGGUGGUUGGGGACGACGUCAUUCCCGCUCCCAUCGGCAAAGUGUUCAACUUGGUGUUUGGCCAAGCUUCCGUCAAUUGGAUGAUCCAGUGGCUGACUGGAGAACAAAAAUGUUUCGAUCUGCAAAUGGACGAAAAGAAGGGAUUGAGUCUCGAGGACCGAAGUCGCAACUACACCUACAUUAAACCUCUGAAUGGUGCGAUUGGGCCGAAGCAGACCAAGUGUAUCGUUACUGAGACACUGGACAACCUCGAUUACGAAAAGGCAAUCAGCCUCACCGUUUCAACACAGACCCCAGAUGUGCCGAGUGGAAAUGUUUUUAGCGUCAAGACAAAAUACUGUUUCUCUUGGGCUGAGAACAAUGCCACUCGAUUACAAGUCAACUGUACUAUCGAGUGGACGGGCAAGAGUUGGCUAAAGGGCCCCAUCGAGAAGGGUGCCAACGAUGGCCAGGUACAGUUCUGCAAGGACCUAUUUGCAGCACUCAAGUCUGCUGUGUCGACGCGACCCGCAGCUCCCACCCCCCUCCCCUCCGCAAUGAAGGGGAGGAAGAAGGGCAAGAAGGCAAGGACGACACAUGUUCCAACAGGCAUCGUGGAAAACCACGCGCCAAAGCGGCCUGAUAAGAAAAGCUGGGGGGCUCUUGAGCCGGUGCGAGGGCUUCUGGAACCCAUCGCCGACAUCAUCCAACCCCUUCUCACGGGUAAUGUCAUGUAUGGACUUCUCGUGGGCUUACUUGUUGCUACGUGGUUCGGGUUCGGGUUCACACCGAGCAGCAGCCCUCAAGACAUUGGUAUGUACAGGCCCGAGAGGCUCGCGGCGUAUGAUGAAAUUUGGCGAAGAGAGGACAGCGAACUAUGGGAGUGGCUGGAGGAGCGAGUCGGGAUGGACCGGCUGAAUGCGGAUCGAGUGACUGUCCGAAAGCGGGCUGUAGAGCCAAGAACUGUAGAAGAGGGUCUUAGGGAGGCUCGGAUGGAUGAGAGGGAGGUGGAAGAGGCGAUUAGAGUGACGGAGGAGAAGCUGCGAGUGCUGAAGGAAGUGAUGGGGAAGAAGGCUAGGGCUAAGGAAGCCAACAACAAGAUACCCGAGUAG